This is a messenger RNA of Drosophila erecta, 1236 nucleotides long. RefSeq names its product MAM and LDL-receptor class A domain-containing protein 2 (gene Sr-CIV). Gene Ontology annotation, biological process: nervous system development. The coding region runs from base 1 to 1221 and encodes 406 amino acids. The record is from RefSeq and is a predicted model, not a curated record. Gene Ontology annotation, cellular component: membrane. The transcript has 3 exons. Lineage: Eukaryota; Metazoa; Arthropoda; Insecta; Diptera; Drosophilidae.
AUGAAAUUGUUCUGGGCACUCCUGCUCAUAUCGGGUGUGCACCGAAUAAAUGCUAUAUGUCGAGAAUCCAUCCACCUGGAACACGGAUCGGUAGAAAAAUUAAAUGGAUCUAUACUUUUUCUUUGCGAUCAAGGAUAUUCUUUACAAGGAUCGAAGGUGUUCACCUGCGAUCGCGGUAUUCCGCGAGGGAAAAAACCAUUUUGUGCUAAGAGCGGUUGCCAGGAAUACAAACAAAUUGAGAACGGCUUUGUUUUAAAUUCCCCUAUGAAAGCUAAAAUCACCUGUUCGGAUGGCUAUGGGGUCGUUGGAAAUCGCAUUGCCUACUGCAAUGGCGAAAGGUGGAGAACCCAGUUGGGAUCGUGUGUGCUGAGAAGCCCGACAUGGAAUGACUCCUGUGAUUUUGAGAGCGAGGAUAUGUGCGGUUGGACAGCGGAGCUGAGCUUCUGGGGAACCUGGAGACGGGUCAGUGCGUUGGCCAACUUCCACUCAGAAAAAACGGGUCCCCAACAGGAUCACACAUUCCAAAACCACUCCGACGGACACUACGUCCGUAUGGAGACGGAAAGCGAUGCCUUUGGGCGCUACCACUUCCUAUCGCCACCAUAUCCCAAGGAGCUCAGUUUGAGUCCCGCCUGCUUUCAGUUCCACUACUUCAUGUUCGGCAGUGGAGUCGGUAGCCUGUUGGUGUCCAUCAAACCCGCUUCGGUGACCAUAGGAAACAUGUUUAGCACGAACAACUCCAUUAAAUUCGAGAUGACUGGAUCGCAGGGCGCCAGGUGGCUGGAACACACGAUUGCCAUCAAUGCGAUGGAUGAGGACUUCCAAGUGGUCUUCACCGCCACGGAUGCGAGGUCCCAAUACGGAGACAUUGCCAUCGACGACGUGAAGCUCAUGACGGGCAAGGAAUGUGAGGUGAGUGCGCAGACCCCCGCCACAGAUCCACCAGAGGAACCAGCAAGAGAAUCGGAUAUCAGGGAAGAGCCACUGGACUACCAAAUGGCGGACUGCAGUGGUCGUUGUGGUCAAGUCCUUGUCUCAGGAAGGUACAUCAAUGAAGGCUGUGGAUGCCAAGAAUCGUGUCUUGCGAGCGGCGAUUGUUGCCUAAAUUAUGUCAUGAAGUGCCAUACAGAUCUGUUCUUAUCUCCGUAUAAUGAAACCGCCUUCUGGAGGCUUUGGAAGCUUUGGAGCAGACAUAGUAUUGUGCCUGUCGCACCUAAGUAAAUUAUUAUAUGGCAA